GUAUAGACAUAAUCGUGUUAAUAGCUCGUAUGUGAAUGAAUGAAUAUAUAAUUUUGUAUAAGAAUUAAAUGUUAACAAAAGUGAAGCAAUAAUCAUUGAUAUUUGAUUCACAUAUAAAUAUUGUUUUUAAAUAUUAAUCUAUGUCCAAUGAGGAGCGUCUUCGAAAAUUAUUAUCUGAUUUAGGAAAGGCAACUUUACGUGGUGUGAGAAAGUGUCCAAAAUGUGGAACAUAUAACGGUUCUCGAGGAUUGUGUUGUAAAAAUAAAUAUUGUGAUGCGGUAUUUAAAGAACCAGGAGAAAAACGAAAAUUAUCUACGGAAGCUUGUAAAUUAAUAACCGGUUCGACUGCGCAAGUGUUCUCUGUUCGAGUGAGAGACAAAGGUCCUGAUUAUCGAGGUUUUGUACAAUUGCCAUUAAUAAAUGCAACAAUUUCUAACGACAUUACAACAUUAAUUUCACAAACAACCGCUCUAUGUUUUGUGGAUACUUGCGAGAGAAGUUUUGAUACCAGUGUCCUUAAAUGUCAUGAGAAAGAUUCAUCUGAUUUAUCCGUAUCAACGUGUCAACAUAUCCAAGCUGCAUUAAGAUGUUAUGCUGAGGCUCAACCAUUGACCCUAAGAAAUUCUAUUUUAUCAUCUUUAAAUGUAAACAAUGAAAUGAAACAAGAAAUUUGGUUAUUAGCUACAGAAACCUCUGGUCCAUUGGUACAAAGAGUUUCUAAAAAUAUAAUGGCUGUAAAAUGUAAAGCUUCGCCAAAACAUCCUUUAGGAUAUCUUCAUUUUUCUUUCUUUGUUACUAAAUUGAAAGAUAGAGUAGAACAUCGUUCUUUCUGUAGUUGUACUGCAUUUAAGGGUACAGCAAAAUCAAUUGGAGAUAAGAUAGAAACAAUGCAUUUUUUGCAAGCAAAGCGCUGUGUACAUUUUUAUGCAUGUAUAUGUGCCUUUGCUAGUGAUCCUAAAUUGUCGGAAGAAUUUAGUUAUUAUAUAAACUUAGAUCAAAAUGAUUUAAGUAUACCAAAGCCAUCAGUAUCUAUUUUGCAACAUAAUGAACAAGAUAAAAUAGUUGGAAUAGAUCUAGAUGCUUUAAACACAGAUGAUGCUGAUACACAUCUGUUGAUUUUUCGUGAUGACACUUUAACUGUGCAAAGUUUAGAUGGAAAUAGACUUGAUUUAGAUUCAAUGAACUUGGAUUCAUCAAUUUUACCUAAUAGCAUUGUUGAAAAUAUUGAAGUGGAAUGUGAUCGUAGUUUGUUAGAAGAUAAUAAUAUUAUUUCUCAGGUUCAUAAUUUGGAAGUUAUCGACCAGAAUGGUGUACAAUUUAAUGGAAAUACGAUGAAAAUAUUAGAUGAGCAAACUGAAAUUGAUACAAAGUACAAUGUAUUAAAUAGUCAAUAUAUAUUAAAUGAUAAUAAUAUAAAAAUAUUAAAUACUGGAAAUUUAAAAGUCAUUGAUACAAAUACAGUAUUAGAUGUAAACAAUAUAAAAUUAAUAGAUACUAAUGCAGUAAUAAAUGGUAGUGAGAUUAAGAUGAUAGAAAAGAAUGCUUUAAUACAAUAUGAUAAUGGAAAUAUAUCUAAUUCUGAAAGUGGUUCUAUCCAACCGGCUGUUUCGAUAAAGAGAAAAAGAGAUGACAAAAAUAUGAAUAAAUUAAAUGCUACAGGUCUAAAUAAUUUAAGUUCCAUUGAACCUAGAAAAUCAAAAGCAAAACCAACUAUUAUAAAGAGAUAUCAAAAUUCAUGCGAAGACUUGGACGAAUCUAAUACAAGCCUAUCUUUCAUAAAAUGGUUAGCAUCAAUUACAGAGAGAAUAAAUCAAACAAUGCAUUUUCAAUUUGAUGGAAAACCUGACCCUUUGGUAUUUCAUGUACCACAAAUAUUUUUUGAUUGUUUACGGGAGAGAAUAUCUUGUGGCGGUAAGAAAAAACGUUUACCUAAUUCAACAACAGCCUUUGUCAGAAAAGAUGGAGUACCAUUGGGCACCUUUACUAAAUAUACAUGGCAAAUUACAAAUAUAUUACACGUGAAGAGUAUUUUUGAAACGCCUCUUAUACCUUUAGAAAUAACACGAAGUUUUAUACAAAAUGCAGAUGGUACAUAUGAAUUAUAUAAACGAAAAGAAACUGAUAUCGAUCGGUAUAAAAAAACAAAUAAUAAUGCAUUGAUCAAACCAUUGGAAUUGAAAACUUAUCUAAAAGUUGUUUUCCAAAUAAUAUUUUUAGGUAAUACUUCUCCAAAUCAAGUGGAGCCAACGCCGUUUUUAAUAGAAUGGAUACCGGAUAUUCUACCAAUAUCGAAAAUUGGCGAAUUGAGAAUUCGAUUUGAAUUUGGACACGUUAAAAAUGAAGCUAGCCAAAGAUGGAGAAAGAUAGCAUUAUCGAAAAAUUAUUGAAUAAAAAGUUAAAAUGUCUAUAUAAGUUAAGUAUUUAUUUUAAAGUAUUGUAUUGUUAUUUCUUUGUUAUUGCAAAAUUUUAAGUGUUU
This is a messenger RNA of Vespa mandarinia (Asian giant hornet), 2476 nucleotides long. RefSeq lists its product as uncharacterized. The record is from RefSeq and is a predicted model, not a curated record. Lineage: Eukaryota; Metazoa; Arthropoda; Insecta; Hymenoptera; Vespidae. Gene Ontology annotation, molecular function: zinc ion binding. Gene Ontology annotation, cellular component: nucleus.